AUGGUGUCCAUCGUGGCCAUCCAAACUUUGAAGAAAGCCGAUCAACUGAAAGAACAAAUAUGUACAUCCAAAGAUAUAAACAGCCCCGAGACAUUGGCGUAUCAACAGCAGUUGAGGAUCAUCUACCAGCAAGUGUUGACUUUGGACUUGGAAUAUGCGCUGGACCAAAAAGUUGAACAAGACUUAUGGAAUCAUGGAUUUAAAAAUAACAUCAACAAGUUGCAACAACUUGCCAAAGACAAAAAGAAUGCCAAACGCAAUGAAUGGAACGCACUAUUCUUAUCGUGCCUUGAGUCUGCAUAUGGCUUUUAUCUCAUGCUUUUGCACAGCAUAUGCUUGACAUUUGAUUUGGAUCUACCGUUUCAUAAAAAACUGUAUGGAUUUUGUGACACGGAUGAUAAGUCAUUAGGAUCAACAUAUUUACGAAAACCACAAAAAAGUUCAUGCAAUUACAUUUGUCAAUAUUGUUUGGUACACCUGGGUGACAUUGCUCGUUAUCGUAAUCAAAAUAGACAAGCUGAAUCAUUUUACAGACAUGCCAUUCAAUUAAGCCCUAACAGUGGACAACCUUACAACCAAUUGGCUCUAUUGGAAGCAUCGCGAGGAGAUAGUUUGAGCACAGUAUUUUAUUACAUGAGAAGCAUUAAUGUUAGACACCCGUUUCUAGCAGCUGUCAAUAAUCUAAAUUUCACAUUAAAUAAAUAUAUUAGCUCUAGUCAAGACAUGCUGUAUAAAACAAAAAUCACUAGUACUGAAUUUAUCCAACUAUUUCUCGCAUUCCAUGGAGUGUUGAUGUCAAAAGAUAUAAUGAAACGUCAAGCUUGUGAUGGAUACAUAAAAAGUCUUUCCUUGUCAUUUACACCACAUAUUGCUACUGAAUCAUUUUCAUCAUUUAAAUUACAGCAGAUGGUGGCUAUUAAUAUGUUGGCAUUUAACUAUAUUGGAAAUGAAUCUACGUCAAUUAAAAUGCAGUGUUAUCCUGUUGUUGAUUUACUGGCCACUUUUCUCAAUGCUUUUUUACUUCCACUGUACACAAUGAAAGAAAGUCAAAAUAUCUCAGAAUACUAUACAUUACCUGCAGUCAAACUAAUUCUGGAUUGGAUAAGAAGUGAUAUAAGUGUUCUAAAUUCUCCUGGUUUCAAAAGUCGCUUACAAAUCUGGCCUGGCCUUUGCAAACUAUUGAACGGACUAUCAAAUGAUCUAAGCAAUGACGAUUAUUCUCAUAUUCCUCUACCAGAAGAUAGAUUACUCCAAGGCUUUGUUAUGUUAGAAUCAGUACAUUCUAAGCUCAUAUUAAAUGCUGAUGAUACUACAAAAAUAAAUGUAAAUGCUCUAAGAGCUAAUCGUUUAAUUGAUUUUGGUGUAUGGUUUUCGUCUACUUCAUAUUCAUUAAUUAAAGCAAUAAAAAAAGAUAAAGGAUGGAGCUUUGAAAUAAUACCGAAUAGUUCGACCAGCUCUCAUUCAAUUGAUCUCGCUGCUGAUCUUGAAACAUUAUCAUCAUAUCAACAAAGGCAGUUACUUAGUUCAAGUGAAAGAAAAAGUGGUAUUUUAAAACCUCAAUCCUCUAGUAACUCAGAUAUAAAACCAGUAUUGCGUAAUGUUGACUUUGAUUCAAUGUUCAAAAAGAAUCAAGAUACUGAAGCCAAACAAGUAAAAUUCCGGUCACCAUCUCCGAGUUCAUCAUCUAGCAGUGAAGCCAAAUGGUCAUUGGAAGACCUUGAUCAGACUUCUUCAGAAUUUGAAAAAGAUCAAAAUGCUGUAAAACCUACUCCUAUUGGUUAUCAAUUACCACAUCCUGUCAACAAUUUAAACUCAUCUCAAACUAAUAUUAAUCCAGUUAUGAAUACUUUUGGUCAGCUGCAUAUGAGUGGAUUUCCAUCAUCUUCUGAAAGUCAAUUCCGGUUUGGUCAGCCAUUACAAAACUUCUCUUCUUGGCCUCAACCACCAGCCAGUUGGAUUGAUAGUAUUAAACAACCUCAAAACAACCAACAGAAUCAUCCAAUGUUUCCAUUUAUGCAAAACCAAGCUCCAAUUGGGCAGUACCCAAAUGGCACUUGGUCAAAUGUUAAUCCUCCCCAAGUAACCCAUAAUUCACCAUUGCAAAAUAAUUUAAAUCAUUUUAAUAUAAGAGAUGAUCAACAGCGUAAUUAUUACAAUGGUGUAAACAACAGUCCAUAUUAUUCACUAUUUAAUCAACCUAAUGUUAUGAUGCCUCGUAAUAUGGAUACAAGUCAAGAGCCCAAUAACAGAUCAUUUGCUACAUUCCAUCAGCAGUCAUUGUGGUCAGGACCAGGACCAUCGCCACUUGAACGUUUAUUGGAACAACAACGUGGUCGGGAUGCCUCAGAAGGAGGGACAUAA
Macrosiphum euphorbiae (potato aphid) is the source of this 2361-nucleotide messenger RNA. Lineage: Eukaryota; Metazoa; Arthropoda; Insecta; Hemiptera; Aphididae. The record is from the annotation of a GenBank genome assembly.